GGAGGGGCGGGCGGGCGGGCGCUGAGGUGAGUGCUCGUAGAGUCAUACUCAGAAUUUGCAGGUGCAGCUGGGAGAGGACCUACGGACCCUGCUUUCCAAUCAGGCCUGGCCCUAUACGCGGAGUGGUCCCUGCAGGGACAGGGUCACUUCACCGACGCAGCCGGCCGAGGCGCUCGCCUGCGCUCCCCUGCCUGCAGGAGCCUAGCUAGUUCCAGGCCUCCUGUGGCCUCUUGGCCUCUGGUCAGGGAGCCCCUUAGUCCUUCCCGUCUUGGGGAAAGCCUGUCUGAAAACCAAGGCUCCAUUUCGACGCGGUAGAAAUCAUGUUAUUAAGACCCUGCUUAAAGAAAAACAUGGCAGUUUCUACCUUUAUAAAUGAAUAAAGUCAAUUACCUCAUAUUGCUAUUCUUAAUCACAAUUACGUUGAAUUUGGGAUGGGGGUGCGUGUCGUUGCAGUCGAUACGUGUCAAGAAGCUUAAAUUGCACCCGGAAAAGCCAGAAUGGAGGUAUCAAUGCCCCUACCUCAGAUAUAUGUAGAAAAGACUCUGGCCAUUAUUAAACCAGACAUUGUUGACAAAGAGGAAGAGAUACAAGAUAUCAUUGUCAGAUCUGGAUUCACCAUUGUUCAGAGAAGAAAACUACAUCUCAGCCCUGAGCAAUGUAGUAACUUUUAUGUGGAACAGUAUGGAAAAAUGUUUUUCCCCAAUUUAACAGCUUAUAUGAGUUCUGGACCACUUGUUGCAAUGAUAUUAGCUAGACAUAAAGCCAUCUCUCACUGGAAAGAACUUUUGGGACCAAGUAAUAGCUUAGUAGCUAAGGAGACACACCCAGACAGUCUAAGAGCAAUUUAUGGCACAGAUGACCUGCGGAAUGCGCUUCAUGGGAGCAAUGACUUUACUGCAGCAGAAAGAGAAAUCCGUUUCAUGUUUCCAGAAGUGAUUGUUGAGCCCAUUCCUAUUGGACAAUCUGCUAAGGACUAUUUAAACUUAUACGUGACACCAACUCUGCUUCAAGGACUCACAGAGCUUUGUAAGCAAAAACCAGGAGAUCCUUUUGUGUGGUUAGCUGAUUGGCUGCUGAAAAAUAAUCCCAACAAACCAAAACUUUGUCAUUAUCAAAUUACAGAAGAACCUUCUUAAAAUAUAGUCCUCAAAAGAACAAAUCACAAACUAUCUUAUUAUAAAAGGCUGUGGUUCUGCUUUUUGAAAAACAUCAUUCCUAGGGUUUAAGUAACUACAAGUGAAAUAAACCAUUCUUAAAAA
This is a messenger RNA of Microcebus murinus (gray mouse lemur), 1259 nucleotides long. It is a transcript of the gene NME5, whose product is annotated as NME/NM23 family member 5. Gene Ontology annotation, cellular component: cilium. NCBI's taxonomy places the organism in Eukaryota, Metazoa, Chordata, Mammalia, Primates, Cheirogaleidae. Gene Ontology annotation, molecular function: nucleoside diphosphate kinase activity. The record is from RefSeq and is a predicted model, not a curated record. Gene Ontology annotation, biological process: CTP biosynthetic process; cilium movement; negative regulation of oxidative stress-induced intrinsic apoptotic signaling pathway.